AUGUCAAUGUACGAAAACUCACAAACAUCCGCGCAGGCUUCCACCAACUACAAAGAGGCGUUUCAGCUUUUUGACAAACGCGGCAACGGUCGCGUUGCGCUUGACAGUCUCGGUGAUCUUUUGAGAGCCUGUGGACAAAAUCCUACGUUGUCAGAGAUCAAAGACUUGGAAAAGAGCAUUGGCGGAGACUUCGACUUCGACUCUUUCUCCAAAAUUCUAAAUCGCCCGGGCGGCUUCCGUGACCCUGGUGACCCAGACCAGUACUGCCGCGGCUUCCAGGUUUUCGACAAAGAUGGCACAGGUUUCAUUGGAGUUGGGCAACUCAGAUAUAUCCUUACAAACCUGGGCGAGAAGAUGAGCGACGACGAGGUGGAUGAACUCCUCAAGGCUGUGGACACCAGCAGUGGAGAGAUCAAUUAUGCGGGCAUGUUUUAUCAUAUACUCCAACGCUAUGCGCAUCACGGCACGCACUAA
Pseudovirgaria hyperparasitica is the source of this 474-nucleotide messenger RNA. RefSeq names its product myosin regulatory protein light chain cdc4. NCBI's taxonomy places the organism in Eukaryota, Fungi, Ascomycota, Dothideomycetes, Acrospermales, Acrospermaceae. Gene Ontology annotation, biological process: mitotic actomyosin contractile ring assembly. The record is from RefSeq and is a predicted model, not a curated record. The transcript has 2 exons. Bases 1 to 474 code for a protein of 157 amino acids. Gene Ontology annotation, cellular component: myosin II complex. Gene Ontology annotation, molecular function: calcium ion binding.